Molecule: messenger RNA, 933 nt
Organism: Lycium barbarum (goji berry)
Lineage: Eukaryota; Viridiplantae; Streptophyta; Magnoliopsida; Solanales; Solanaceae
Product: eukaryotic translation initiation factor 1A
Exons: 3
Coding region: 137-574 (145 amino acids)
Biological process (GO): translational initiation
Cellular component (GO): cytoplasm
Molecular function (GO): translation initiation factor activity; RNA binding
Source: RefSeq, a predicted model, not a curated record
ACACUUCUACAACAUCAAAAGAACGCCCAAAAAAUAACCAUUCAUCAGAUAAAUAAAAUAAAGAAACAAGAACACCCCCCAUUUCCAGUUUAGGGUUUCAACAGAUACUUAAAGAGAAGCAAAUCAAACAAAAAACAUGCCAAAGAACAAAGGUAAAGGAGGUAAAAACAGGAAAAGAGGUAAAAAUGAAGCAGAUGAUGAGAAAAGAGAACUUGUUUUCAAAGAAGAUGGACAAGAAUAUGCACAGGUACAACGUAUGUUAGGUAAUGGUCGUUGUGAAGCUAUGUGUAUUGAUGGAACAAAACGUCUUUGUCAUAUACGUGGUAAAAUGCAUAAGAAAGUUUGGAUUGCUGCUGGUGAUAUCGUUCUUGUUGGACUUCGUGAUUAUCAGGACGACAAAGCUGAUGUGAUCUUGAAGUACAUGCCUGAUGAGGCCAGGUUAUUGAAGGCAUAUGGAGAGUUACCGGAGAACACAAGGCUUAAUGAGGGUAUUGCUAAUGGUCUGGAUGAGGAGGAUGAUGCUGCUGUGGAUGAUUACAUUGAAUUUGAGGAUGAAGACAUUGACAAAAUAUAAAUCUGAACUCAAACUGCUGUUACUGAGGGGUAGAAAUGAGGGAUUUGGACUCAAUUCAUCUACUACCGCUUUUGCAAUGGUUUUGUAAGGUGAUGCUGGAUGAUGAAUUUGGUUUAGGAACUGAAUUAAAUGGUCCGACAUGCUUCCUUCUUUUUAUUUUGCUUGUACACUGUUUAUUUUGAGGGUUGCAUGCUGUUUGAACAACAGAGUUUUGAAAGGAAUCAACUUAUGGCAAAAGCCAAGGUUUCUCACAGGGACCAAUGGUAUAAUGCUGCCUUAUCAAGACUGUCAUUCUUGGGGUUUUAGGGGAUUAAUUUGUGUUGCUGUCUCACAUUGCUUUAAAUAACACUUUAUAAUCA